AUGGAGCUGGGCCCGGAGCACUCGCACCGCCGCCGCCUUCUCUUCGCCUGCAGUUCGCCGCCAGCCGUCGUCAAGGCCCUGUUCCCUGCUGGUCCCGGGGGUCUGUCCCCGGUCACCAACCUCGCAGUCACCAUGGACCAGCUGCGGGGCCUGGGCAGUGAUUGUGAGAAUCCACUGGAAAUGAAGAACAGUAGCAGCCUACAGCGAACAAGCUCCUCAGAGUCUACAGAUUCAGGUUUUUGUCUAGAUUCUCCUGGGCCCCUGGAUAAUAAAGAAAACCUUGAAAAGCCCAUGAGGAGAAUAAAUUCCCUGCCACAGAAGCUCCUAGGUUGUAGUCCUGCCCUAAAAAGAAGCCAUUUUGAUUCACUUGACUGUGAUAUCUUUCAGCUAAGCGACCAUGAUGAAAACAAGGAAAAUGAGGGCUUUGAAUUUAAGAAGCCAACAAGACCUGUACCUCGUGGUCCUCUUCAUGGACUUGGAGAGGUCAAAGAUGUCUUCACCCAAAGGCAGAAUUCAGCCCCAGCUCAAAUGCUUUUUUGCCAUGAAAAGGAUAACAGUGAACUUGCAAACUCCUUCCCUCUCUUCCUGCCACAGUUUCCUCUGACCUCUCUAUCUGAUGAGGAUGAUGGAUUCCUGGAAAUCCUUGAUGGAGAAAACCUGAAGAAUGAUGAUGAAACUUCAUCGUGCAUGUCAAGCCUUUGGACAGCUCCCCUAGUAAUGAGAAGAACAGCAAGCCAAGGUAAACGAUGCAAGCUGUUUGAAUCCUCAUCUACACCUAGUACUAUGACUCGUCCUGUGUUGAAGAGACUGGAACGUUCUUCAGAGGAUUCCCCACCAGGAAACACAAAAAAGAGGAAAAGUGCAAUAGAAGAACCUCCUGAAGAAGCAAUGAAACUGAAUGAGAGCCUACAACCAUCUAUACCCCAGUCAUCUUCCACAGAAGAGACCAUUGAGAGUAUUUUGGACAGUGACCAAAGGGACCUCAUUGGUGAUUUCUCAAAGGGUUACCUUUUUCACACAGUUGCUGGAAAGCACCAGGAUCUAAAAUACAUUUCUCCAGAAAUAAUGGCAUCUGUGUUAAAUGGGAAGUUUGCAAAUCUAAUUAAAGAGUUUGUCAUCAUUGACUGCAGAUAUCCAUAUGAAUAUGAAGGAGGCCAUAUCAAGGGCGCGGUGAACUUACACAUGGAAGAAGAGGUAGAAGCCUUCUUGCUGAAGAAGCCCAUCAGACCAACAGAUGGCAAACGUGUCAUUGUUGUUUUCCACUGCGAGUUUUCUUCAGAGCGGGGGCCUCGGAUGUGUCGAUUUGUGAGAGAGCGGGACCGGCUAGAUAACGAGUACCCCAAACUCCACUACCCUGAGCUAUAUGUUUUAAAGGGAGGGUACAAGGACUUCUUUUUGAAGUGUAAGUCGUACUGUGAGCCCCCAAGCUACCGUCCCAUGCACCAUGAAGACUUUAAGGAAGACCUGAAGAAAUUUCGUACCAAAAGCCGGACAUGGGCAGGGGAGAAAAGCAAAAGAGAAAUGUACAGUCGCCUAAAGAAGCUCUGAGAACAGGGCUCCUCGGACAGCAGCCACAGAACCCUGUGCUCCGGAGAAGCCUGGGGAAAGGGGCCAGCCAGAUGGGUCUUCCGGCUAAGUCUUGCUCAUUCCACAUGCUGACCAUCACUACCUGG
Messenger RNA from Gracilinanus agilis (Agile Gracile Mouse Opossum), 1673 nucleotides. It is a transcript of the gene CDC25A, whose product is annotated as cell division cycle 25A. Gene Ontology annotation, cellular component: nucleus; cytoplasm. Bases 1 to 1548 code for a protein of 515 amino acids. The transcript has 16 exons. Lineage: Eukaryota; Metazoa; Chordata; Mammalia; Didelphimorphia; Didelphidae. Gene Ontology annotation, biological process: protein dephosphorylation; positive regulation of G2/M transition of mitotic cell cycle; positive regulation of G2/MI transition of meiotic cell cycle. Gene Ontology annotation, molecular function: protein tyrosine phosphatase activity. The record is from RefSeq and is a predicted model, not a curated record.